Aspergillus pseudonomiae is the source of this 1073-nucleotide messenger RNA. RefSeq names its product DUF5315 domain-containing protein. The record is from RefSeq and is a predicted model, not a curated record. Lineage: Eukaryota; Fungi; Ascomycota; Eurotiomycetes; Eurotiales; Aspergillaceae. Bases 63 to 827 code for a protein of 254 amino acids. The transcript has a single exon.
GCUCCCUCUUGCUUACGGCUGUCAAUUGGAGCUUGUUCUGUUCUAGUUCGCUUGUGAACAUCAUGGAUAUAGCUCCAAAAUUGGAGAAUCUGAGGAAAAUCCCCUCUGCGCGUCUGCCUCCCCCGGUCCUCUUUCAAGGUCCACCGACUUCCCAUAAUGGAUCUAGCAUCUCUCUCACACCUGCGGUGCCCCCUGUUUCUCCGGGUGGAGGGGUUCAGCGUCCUGCACUGCAGCGGAAUCGUUCCUCUCGCAAUCCCGGUGGCCUCGAGACUCCAGGUUCUCUUUCGCCCUUUCUAUCGCGUACCCAGUCCAAAGGCGAAGUAGAUCGCUCGGACGCCAUCUGGCAAGAAAUGCAAAAUGCCUUGUCAGAGGUCGAGCUGAGCGCGGUAGCUAGUGGACACGUUUUUGGCGAGAAGCACUCUGAAGCCCUUGAAGACCUGCGAACGAAACAGCUGAAGCUUGCGCAAGCCUGGGCUCGAAGCGAAGCUGACGAGGUAGUUGAUCCGAAGAAUGCAGCUAGCAAGAGUCAGUCAAGACCGAGGGUAUCCUCUCGAGCCACAAGUCCCUCGGGAGAGCCAACCGCACCAGACGAUGCCUCCCAGAGGAACCUAGACGAGGAAACAGAAAAGGACAUUCUUCUGGCGCGUGAGAGGCGUGAAGCGAAUGAUCGCUACUUCGACCGGGUCAACAACGGUGUAUUGGAUGUGGUAGCUAAGCUUGAGGAGGUUGCUCAAGCUAUGCGGGCCGUGGAGAGGGAGAGCAGAGACAUCUGGAGUGACAAUGAAAGCAUAACCACAGAGACCGCAUCAACGGCUAACACCGGAUGAAACUGUCAGGCGCCUAUGAGUAUUGAUCAUCAGUGGACGUCGCGCAAGGUUUCCAGCCCUGUGGCUAUGGUCUACAUGCCAUGCUGACUGACAGUCGACGUAUACAUUCCAUCAAUUCCAACAGUGCUCUGCAUAGGUGGGGUUACUACCACGCACGUGGCAAUGGGAAUUCUAUCGUCCUGAUUGUGUGACGACCACAAGAAACCACCUGCAAUUUGUAUGACCUGCGGUAUUGUGAGAAGAAGG